AUGUCAAAAAUCGAUGUCAAGUAUUCAGAGCUGAACCGGCCUUCGCUGUCACUGGAGUUCUUCCCUCCCAAAACUGACUCCGGUAAGAGUAACCUGUUGGCGAGAAUCGAACGCAUGAGUGCAAUGGAUCCACUAUUCAUAACUGUAACAUGGGGUGCAGGCGGUUCUACGGCAGAGAAGACAUUAGAACUUGCGGCGCUGGCACAACGCGAGCUAAAUAUUCCUGUGUGUAUGCACCUGACAUGCACGAAUAUGGACAGAACGAUACUGGACAAGGCCCUAAUGCGAGCUAAAGAGGCGGGAAUCCGUAACAUCCUGGCACUACGAGGUGACAUGCCGCUUGCCGCAGACGAAGAGGAGCAUGUUGACGGGGGGUUCCUCUACGCAAUCGAUUUGGUUCGUUAUAUCAAGAUGCAGUACGGUGACUACUUCUGUAUUGGAGUCGCAGCGUAUCCCGAUGGCCACUGCGAGGGGGAGGCAGACGGCAUGGAGCAGGAUCCGAUGCGCGACUUACCUUAUUUAAAGGAAAAGGUGGAAGCAGGGGCCAGUUUUGUGAUUACACAGCUGUUUUAUGAUGUGGAGAAGUUCCUGGCCUUUGAGGAGCUUUUCCGUAGGGAGAUCUCCGAAACGAUUCCUGUUUUCCCUGGUCUGAUGCCGAUCAAUUCAUUUAUGUUAUUCAAUCGAGCUGCGAAGCUCUCCCACGCCUCGAUUCCUUCGCAUAUCCUGGACAGAUUUCCACAUCAUAUCCGGCAUGAUGAUCUGAAGGUGAAGGAGAUCGGGGUCGAGAUAAUGGUGGAAAUAGUGAAUAAAGUCUGGGAAAGGACCUCGGGGCGCAUCAAGUGCUUCCACUUCUACACAUUAAACCUGGAGAAGUCCAUUGCACAGAUAGUUACGCAAUCACCUGUUUUGUCCAGGAUAAUCGAUGAAGACUCAGAAGUAGAGGAUUCCAGCGGGGAUGUCGUCGUGGAGGAUGCGAACGCAUCUGAAGCAGAUGAUCUAAGUUACAAAAAGCGGAGAAGGCAGUCUAGCAUGCAAGGCGAACCGGAGUCCGGAAUGGUGAUGCUGGAUGGCCCCCGUAGAUUUAGUGUCCGGGGGGCUGUUCCAUCGCGCAAGGUCGUGAUUUCAAUUUCGAAGGGCUCGGGUACUUUGGGGCGCGAUGCAACCUGGGACGAGUUCCCAAACGGUCGCUUUGGUGACUCCCGGUCUCCUGCCUACGGUGAAAUAGACGGCUAUGGCCCCUCCCUAAAAGUGAGCAAUAAGAAGGCAUACCAAAUAUGGGGUUAUCCAAGCACACUAAAUGACAUUAAGUCUCUCUUUAUUGGGUAUCUCGAGGGUUCAAUCGAGGCACUGCCGUGGUGCGACCUCGGCCUGUCGCCAGAAACCGCCCUCAUACAAGAAGAACUGAUUGGGCUCAACCAGCGCGGUUUUCUCACGCUGGCAUCGCAGCCUGCCACCAAUUCAACUCCAAGUGCAGACAAGAUAUUCGGCUGGGGACCGCCUGGCGGGGUCGUCUACCAGAAAGCAUUUGUGGAACUGUUUGUGGAAAAGGCCAGGUGGGAGGCGGAACUGAAGCCGCGGCUUGAGGGCCCCGACAGCAAGUUCAGCUACUACUUUGGCGACAGCGCCGGUAGCUUUGCCUCAAACAUGGCCCCCGAAAGCUCAAGCGUAGUCACAUGGGGCGUUUUCCCAAACUCACAGAUUCUCCAGACCACCAUCAUUGAGGAGGAAUCAUUCAAGGCCUGGCGUGACGAGGCAUUCAGUAUCUGGCUCUCCUGGAGCAAGCUCUUUCCCCGCAAUUCCCCGCACAACGCUUUCCUCAGAGGCAUCCACAGAGACUACUGCCUAGUGUCCAUUGUUCAUCAUGACUUCUCCAGCGUCGACGAGCUAUGGGAGACGUUGCUACGCUGA
This is a messenger RNA of Eremothecium gossypii ATCC 10895, 1908 nucleotides long. RefSeq names its product methylenetetrahydrofolate reductase (NAD(P)H) MET12 (gene MET12). Gene Ontology annotation, molecular function: FAD binding; methylenetetrahydrofolate reductase [NAD(P)H] activity. Gene Ontology annotation, biological process: tetrahydrofolate interconversion. NCBI's taxonomy places the organism in Eukaryota, Fungi, Ascomycota, Saccharomycetes, Saccharomycetales, Saccharomycetaceae. Bases 1 to 1908 code for a protein of 635 amino acids. The transcript has a single exon. Gene Ontology annotation, cellular component: cytosol. The record is from RefSeq and is marked provisional.